Scylla paramamosain (green mud crab) is the source of this 898-nucleotide messenger RNA. RefSeq lists its product as uncharacterized. The coding region runs from base 62 to 424 and encodes 120 amino acids. The record is from RefSeq and is a predicted model, not a curated record. The transcript has 9 exons. NCBI's taxonomy places the organism in Eukaryota, Metazoa, Arthropoda, Malacostraca, Decapoda, Portunidae.
AGGAGGAGAAAAGUAAACAAACCAAACUGUGCACGCUCUGUGGCUGCUAUACUCAUCUUAUAUGGUGAUUGUGGAAAACAGCAGGCCGAAUAACAUGGCAGGAAGCAGUAACAAUUUAAGCGGUGGCGGUCUGCAGUGCCCCCUCUGUUCGAUCAACAACCUGUCCCAGCAGCAGUUUGAGGAGCACAAGUCAUCACCACAGCACAGAGUGAAGUGGCUGAAGCACUGGUACCAGAACAACAAAAUCCUUUUGGCCCAAAACAAAAAUGGAGUGGAGAUCAUCACCAAAGGAAACCUGGAUGGCAUCUCCACCAACCACCAGACAGGCCAGGUGGUGGUGUACCUGCCCCCAUCUGGCCAGAAGGUUUUCCAACUGGUGGUGAAGAACACAGGCCAAGAAACCAAUAAUUCUGCGGCAGAUUGAGGCCCUUCACUCCUGCCCCUCGGUGGUGGUCAGCGACAAACCAUGGCGUGUGUCGAGGGGAGAAGUAUGUGCGGGUGCUAGGAGGAGUGGAGUACCAGGUGGACUGCAACACAGCGGCACGGGGCUUAGGAGUGGAGCAGGUACCCAUUGCAUUCCAGUUCAAGGCAGAGACUUCGGACGAACUCUUCUUCAUUGUUAGGACUGUGCAAGUGAAUGUGCAAGACCAGGUGGCAGAGGAAAGUGGGCCAACCAGUGUGUAUAAGCGCCCUACACCCGGCCAACUUCUGUUCAUCCAGCGAGGACCUCCAUCAUUCCUGGCGUGCCCUUGAAGAAAAACCAGAGGCCUGAUGGUCUGUCCAAGAAGCUGCCCCUGAACAACUACAAGUACACUAAGUCCCUUCAACUUAUUGCCCAGAAGAACUUCAAUCCCAGGAAGGUCACGGCUGAACUGAGAGAGGAGGCCAAGAAAAUCAG